CCCGGUGUCCCUUGCCAUGUAGUCUUUUAAGCUAAGUUGAAACAUAUACGUCCUUUCUUUUCUUUUUUUAGAAUCUAAUAAGUGUCUGAUUUAUAUGCCCCUCUUAAUUAAUUUUUGGUAGAUAAUUCCGUCGUUCUCUAGCGAGACUCCAAUAAAAGCCGGGACAAAACAUCAUAUCAACUCUGUUUUUUGUUCUAUCUAUUUCUUGGCUUCUGAUUAAUACUACCCUUUAAGUCUCUUGGUACCGUCAUAAAGAUGUAAUCUUGACUAGAUUUUGUAUUUAUUUAAACUCUGUUACUCAUCAGCUGUUUUGCUUGCGUUUAUAAAUACCCUCAAAACCCAAAGAGCCUUUUAUUACAUCUCAUCUCGCCCUUAUAAAAGCGACGUAUUACCCAACUACAAUUUCUCCAUCUCAGCUUCGUUCAUUUUUCCUCCUCCUAAAAAAUUCGUACCUCUUCAAAUGGCUCAGAAGAAGGUGGUGUUGAAGGUCAUGACUAUGGCCGACGACAAGACGAAGCAGAAAGCAAUAGAAGCCGCCGCCGAUAUCUAUGGGGUUGAUUCGAUUGCGGCUGAUCUCAAGGAUCAGAAGUUAACAGUAAUCGGAGAGAUGGACCCGGUGGCGGUGGUGAAGAAAAUGAAGAAAGUCGGAAAGGUGGAUAUAAUCUCGAUUGGCCCUGCAAAAGAAGAGAAGAAGGAAGAAAAGAAGGAAGAAGGCAAGAAGGAUGAGGGCAAGAAAGAAGAGGGCAAGAAAGAGGAGAAGAAAGAAGAAGGCAAGAAAGAGGACAAGAAAUAAUAAAAAGCUGUAAUCCAACAAAUUCCCCCAGUUACCAUCGUUUCCCACUUCUACUACCCCAUUGGAAUAAAUCUCCGCGGGGAAAUUUUCCAAAAAAAAAAACAAGAAAGAAAAAGAGGAAAAUUGAGCAGAGAUUUUGCUACUGUAAUUUUUCCUGGGGAGGUGAUUUUGGGUCUUUUGAGUAAAUUACUAUGCAGAUGUUUUAAUUUGAGAUGAUAGCUGAGCUCAAGUCCGUUGUAUCUAAAUUCCUCUAUUCAUAUGCAUUUUCGGCCGUUGAUCAAGUUAAAA
Rhododendron vialii is the source of this 1081-nucleotide messenger RNA. Its product is annotated as heavy metal-associated isoprenylated plant protein 39. Bases 461 to 793 code for a protein of 110 amino acids. Lineage: Eukaryota; Viridiplantae; Streptophyta; Magnoliopsida; Ericales; Ericaceae. The transcript is spliced from 3 exons. Gene Ontology annotation, molecular function: metal ion binding. The record is from RefSeq and is a predicted model, not a curated record.